This is a messenger RNA of Apiotrichum porosum, 408 nucleotides long. RefSeq lists its product as uncharacterized. The record is from RefSeq and is a predicted model, not a curated record. Bases 1 to 408 code for a protein of 135 amino acids. NCBI's taxonomy places the organism in Eukaryota, Fungi, Basidiomycota, Tremellomycetes, Trichosporonales, Trichosporonaceae. The transcript has 2 exons.
AUGCACUGCAUAAUGAGGAAUGACAUAAGAAUCUCUGGCUCCCAUGCCUCUGGGCUGGCCAACCAUGAGUAUGACAUCUCCAUUGUGUCACUGGGCUCUGUCCAGGCCAGGACCACUGUCUCCCCACCUGGGUUCACUGGAUCCACCCUGGAGAGGGCUUCUGCCACUGUCCACAAAUUCCUUGACUCUGUAUCUAGGGAGAAAUUCAGAAAUCUCCCUAGCUCUGCUGCCACCCCCUUCACUCCCCUCAUCUUUUCUUUGGGUGGUGUCAUGGAACAAAGGACUGCCCAAGCCCUCCACACCUGGGGUGAGGUCCUACCUCCCCACUCCCACAGGAUGCUUUGUAUCAGACUCAGUCUCACCCUCCUUCGCGCCAGAGUGAGAAACUUUGAUCUCUGGACCCAUUGA